Messenger RNA from Anopheles coustani, 1674 nucleotides. RefSeq names its product dynein regulatory complex subunit 3-like. Bases 1 to 1674 code for a protein of 557 amino acids. The record is from RefSeq and is a predicted model, not a curated record. The transcript has 8 exons. Lineage: Eukaryota; Metazoa; Arthropoda; Insecta; Diptera; Culicidae. Gene Ontology annotation, molecular function: protein binding.
AUGGGUGAAGAAAGUACACUUUCGACUGAUACGACCUUCAAUCGCGAGCUCGAGCCCGGGGUGAUCAGCAAUGAAAUGCUUACCAAAGCGAUAAUGGAGCAAGGGCAUAAAGGCGAAGCUGGUCGCCUGGCCCAACUUAGCCAGCUACAGCUGGAGACGGUUACUGUGAUUCGACUAGAGUUUCAAAAUAUUUUAAAAAUCGAUCAUCUGUGGGUGAUGAAAAAUCUGGAAGUGCUCUCACUGUCUUUCAACAAGAUAGACAAAAUCGAAAAUCUUUCGCGCUUGCCAAAGCUAAAAGAAUUAAACCUUUCGUUUAAUUACAUCGAAAAAAUGGAGAAUUUGGAUAAAUUGGAAAAUUUGCGCAUACUUUCCCUAUACGGCAAUCGUAUCUCACGCAUUGAGAACAUCGACAAUCUGGAGCGGUUGGUAAUUUUCAGCGCUGGGAGGAACAACAUCAAAACGUUGGAAGGGUUGGAACGUUUGAGGUUCUUGAAAGAACUAAGGUCGCUAAAUUUAGCAGAAAAUCCUAUCGCCCAAGACACCUCCAAGCCGCUGCGUUUGUAUCUGGCUACGUUAUUGCCGCAGCUGAAGUACUACGAGUACAUACUUGUACGGCCAAACGAGCGUGACGCUGGGAAGGAUAUAUUCCAACGAGAGCUGAUCGAUAUUCUGGAACACGAGCGCAUUGAAAUCAUCGAACGAACGAAUGCUGCCAAGGAACGGGAUGAUGAAGUUAGAUUAUCCAAGAGCUUUGUGGAGCAUUUGAACGGCCACCAACUGUUUGAUUCCUUGUUCGAGGGCGAUUCGGAAGGAGAGGCAUUGUUGAGCAUCGGGAGUGAAGCUAUGGACCUGAAGGAUGACUACCGGAAUGAAGCGUACGUGUUCACGCAAAGUAUCUACAAAAUGGGGUUGGAGCAGCAGGAAAAGCGACAAGCGGAAAUCGAACUCUACAGCCGCUGCAUUACAGACGAACGGAAAAAGGCUCAGCUGAUGGGACAAAAAAUCAUAAGCAACUUUUUGCAAUCCUUCAACAAUCUGCACGUGCUUGCCAAGGAGAUUGUUGUUGGCCUGAGGGGAAGAGACUUAAAUAGUAAAACAUAUAACGCUGAGACGGAAAAACUUCUUGAUGAGCUGAAUCUAUGCAAGAGCGGUUUCAACUCUUUGUUUGAAGAUACGUGGCAUACGCUCAUGGGGAUAGAAAUGCAACUGUUUGAGCGAACGGAGGAAGGAAAUUCUACUUUCGAAAACACCAUCAAAGAAAUGACCAACGAGUUUAUCGAACUAGCGCAAGCCCAGUUCGUCUUGUUACGAGAGGCCGAGAUCAACUUCAGCGAUGCUCUCGUUGACACUGUUCAGCAGUUUGUAACAUUUAAGGCGGCCGCGGGGCAAGCAGACAAGUUACCAGAGGUUUUGAAAGAGUCAUUAGAUGAUAAGGACGUGAUAAGCAACAUGGCAGCAGGGAUGCGUGAUCAACAUAUGCAACUGAUCGAUUCUCGUGAGGAUAAACUGAUCACCCGUAGCCGCAACUGGGUCAAGGAGCUGUGUGACGAUCUGCAAAAUUCCGAAAUCAUACGUAAUCGCGCUAAAGUGCUGGAAAUAACGUACUUCCUGGACCAACAUCGUCAGACUUUCAUGAGCGCCGUGGACGAGGUGGCUAGUAAAUUAGAAGUUUAA